Molecule: messenger RNA, 1730 nt
Organism: Amborella trichopoda
Lineage: Eukaryota; Viridiplantae; Streptophyta; Magnoliopsida; Amborellales; Amborellaceae
Product: Regulator of chromosome condensation (RCC1) family protein
Source: RefSeq, a predicted model, not a curated record
UUCGCACUUAAGCGUUCCGGGACUCGUUGAUUCGGAAGGUCCGAGUCCGGUUUUGUGUUUGGUUCCGACGAGAGAGAUAUGGAGAGAGAGGGGAGUGGUUCAUUGCUCCUGAGAGAGGGAGAGAUCGGAGAGAGAUAGAGGAUAUUGGUUAAUUGCCAGGAGAAAGAGAGAGAGUGUUUGUUAAUUGCCAAGGAAACGUCAGUGUUUUGGUAAAACCAGGCCUGGGUUCUUAUCAAAAGACUGGGAAGUUGGCUUUUCUCCAGUGCUUUAAUAUUGUUUUAUAGCCAUGGAAGAGGAGGAGGAGGAAGGAAGGCAAGUGUGGAGCUGGGGUGCUGGUACAGAGGGUCAGCUGGCCACUGGAAACCUCCAGGAUGAACUCUUCCCUUCAAACGUUUCUCACUAUUUUUCUCUCCCAAUCUCUCACAUAGCCUGUGGUGGCGCCCAUGCCAUAGCCCUUACAAGAGAUGGCAAGGUAAUGACAUGGGGUCGAGGAAAAUCUGGUCAGCUUGGUCAUGGGAACUGGGAGAAUAGUGCACACCCGAAGCAUGUAAAAUUUUUAGAAAAUUUUGUUAUAUGUAAUGCUGCUGCUGGUUGGAAUCACUCUGGAUUUGUUUCAGAUACUGGAUUGCUCUUCACAUGUGGAGAUGGAUCAUUUGGCCAGCUUGGGCAUGGUGAUUAUAACUCGCAGUGCUUCCCCGUUGAGGUUAAGUUUUUUGGCUCCAGGCAUGUUCUGAAAAUCUCAUGUGGGAUGCGCCAUUCACUGGUUCUAUUGAAAGGCCAGGCAAUGGACCCAUUAUAUGGAUUUGGAUCAGUAAAACACGCCCAGUUAGGAAAUGUGGUUGGAAGGAGCACAAAAUCCUUCAGUCUUCCACAACUAAUUCAUGGAUUUGAAGAUUUGAAUAUUUCAACUAUGACUGCAAAUGGUGAUCAAAGUGCCGCACUAUCCGUUGAUGGGCAUUUAUACACUUGGGGAAGAGGGUUCAAUAGAGCUAAACAUAAUCAAGUCCCUCAGCUUUUAUCCACAUCUUUGAAAUUUUCUCAGGUUUCUCUAGGCUGGAACCAUGCUUUGUUACUAACAGAUCUUGGCGAAGUGUUUAUGCUUGGUGGGAACCACCAUGGGAAGCUUUCUGGCUCUGAAUCUGCGCCAAUGGAACAGGGGAGGCCUCUGAACUGUGCUACAUGUGAUAAGACGCAUGAAGCCAACACUGUACCUUCUAUGCAGAGAGUAGCUGCCCUUGAAGGGAUAAACGUGGUUCAAGUGGCCACUGGGUCUGAGCACUCAGCCAUAGUGUCAGAGAGUGGGGUGGUCAUGACUUGGGGUUGGGGAGAACAUGGGCAGCUUGGCCUUGGAAAUACUUGUGAUCAGACAAUUCCGCAAGUGGUACACCUAGACAGAGGACAACUUAGGUGCAGAAAGGUUGAAGUGUAUUGUGGGAGUGGGUUUACAUUUGUGUCAAAUACAGCACUAAAUGCAAAUACAUCGGAUUUGUCAUUACCUAGCUAAUUUAGUGUUCCUUUAAUUAUGAAAGGAGUGAUGAUAUUCUCUGGGGUAUGCUGUGUAUGUGAUCAUACUCAGUACGCACUCAGGACGUUGGAACUUAGAAGAGCAUGGAUUGUAUCAUUCAUACUCAUCAAGAAAAGAGAAUUUGUAUGAUUUGCAAUGUUAUCAAUAUUGUACUGUGCAAAUUCGAGGCUGCUGAAUCCUGAUAAUAAAUUUGACUCAUUGACUA